Messenger RNA from Brassica rapa (field mustard), 4114 nucleotides. RefSeq names its product 1-acyl-sn-glycerol-3-phosphate acyltransferase 2. Gene Ontology annotation, molecular function: 1-acylglycerol-3-phosphate O-acyltransferase activity. Lineage: Eukaryota; Viridiplantae; Streptophyta; Magnoliopsida; Brassicales; Brassicaceae. Gene Ontology annotation, cellular component: endomembrane system. The record is from RefSeq and is a predicted model, not a curated record.
UUCCUUGUUAUUUGUUCUUUAGAUUAUCUAUUUCCCCUUUCCCUCCAACAUGUUGGAGAACAUUAACAAAUCAGUGAACAAAAAUGCAGCUAGAAAUAUAUAACAUGAAAAGAUUAAAUUUAUUCUUUACUUCUUUUUUUGAUUUUUUCAUUUGUUUAUAUAAAAAAAUCAAACUUGGUUAGAGAGAUCAACCACCUCACCAAUAUUCAUAUGUAUAUUCAAACUCUAUUAUUUUAUAAAAAAUACAUCAAAGAACUUCAAAUGUAAAAGAAGUAAACGUAUUGGUGCAGAAGCAAUGAAGAGUCGAUAAAUCAUCUACUUUUUGAAUGUCCUCUUGCUAUCCAAAUGUGGGCUUUGUCGGAUAUUCCAUCGCGUCCAGGACUGUUCUUGAGUACCUCAGUCUAUGAAAACUUUGAUUUUCUCUUGCUCAGAGCCCCAGCAAGAGGAGUUUCGACGCAAAGUCUAAAUAAGUUCCCGUGGAUUAUGUGGUACGUCUGGAAAGUACGGAAUGAUAAACUCUUUAACAGAGUCAAGGCGUCACUCUUGUAUACUCUUCGCAAAGCUACUUAAGAAUGCGAAGAGUGGAUGGUGGCACAACAAGCGAUGAAAGUAGGAAAGGCGAAGGAGCGCCCACUCGUAUCGAACCAGGAGGAGAUGAAUUGGUUGCGCAAACCGAGAUGUCAAGUUGAUGCAUCUUGGGCUACCAAUCAAUCUACUUUUGGGGGUGGUCUCAUGAUGGAAUUGCAAGAUGGGACCACGAUGUCUGGCUCCCUUGGGGGAAAACAAGUCCUUAUUCCCCUGCACGCAGAGAUGAACUCGCUACUCUGGGCUAUGCGAUCAUCUCUUCACUUGAGGCAUGAUUCUAUGCAUUUCGAGUCGGAUUGCCUGCAAAUGGUAAAGCUGAUCGAAGAAGAAGAUUUUUGACCAUCUUUGGUUCAUAAUGGUAAGAAUUUUUUCAUACUCGUUUUUUUAUUUACAUUGUUUUCCUUGUCUUUUAUCCCUCGUGGGUUUAAUGCUUGAGCCGAUUUCCUUGCGAAAGGAUUUGUGUGAAAGCUUCUGAAUUUUUCCAUGUAAAUGUUAUGGUUCCGUCGGGAUUAGCUGUUCAGCCUAACCCAAUUGAACCGGUUCAAUAAAGCAUGGUGUUCACAGUCAAAAAAAAAUUAAACGUUUUAACUUUUAAGUAUAAUUUGGUUUCUACCAACUUCAAAAUAUUCUCACAUAGAAAAUUCUCACAGUUCAUGGUUUAUUUACACCGCAUUAAACAAUCCGAACCAUGCCAAGUAUUUGAACUGAAAUAAAUGAAAUCCACAAAGAAGUGAACUCCAAAAAAACUGAGGAAACUCUGAGAAAGUAAAAGUUUGAUUAAAUCAAGUAUUUAUUGGUAUUGUAGUGGAGGAUUUCUCUGCAUAUAUAGAAUUGUAGACUAGAGAUCAAUUCUUGCUAUACGCAUGGAUACUUUCCCUAGUCACAAAAGGGUCCAUCUGAUUGAUUAUAAAAGAUAACGGACUUAUGAAAAAUAUAAAACAAAUUGAGGGUCUAGACUGAAAUAAUGAGAGUAACGCCCAUUCCGUGUUAAGAAAGUGUUGAAGUGUCAUCUCCUUAUAUAAAUCAAACCAAUAAAUUUGCAAGCUGUCGGGUGUUCAAACUCGCCGUUUAGUUUUACGUAAAUCUCGGAACGAGUUUUGCGUUAUUGGGAACUUGCUCCGUCGUUGAUUCAUUCCCUGUCAUAUUAGUUUACAUGGCAAUAGCUGCAGCUGUAAUAGUGCCUUUAGGCCUUCUCUUCUUCAUCUCUGGUCUCCUCAUGAACCUCCUUCAGGCAAUUUGUUAUGUACUCGUUAGACCUCUGUCUAAGAACACAUACAGAAAAAUCAACCGGGUGGUCGCAGAAACUUUGUGGCUUGAGCUUGUCUGGAUCGUUGACUGGUGGGCAGGAGUCAAGAUCAAAGUGUUUGCUGAUGAUGAGACCCUCAGUCGAAUGGGAAAAGAACAUGCUCUUGUCGUUUGUAAUCUACGAAGUGAUAUCGAUUGGCUUGUGGGAUGGAUUCUGGCUCAGAGGUCAGGUUGCCUGGGAAGUGCGUUAGCUGUAACGAAGAAGUCUAACAAGUUUCUUCCAGUCAUAGGCUGGUCAAUGUGGUUCUCAGAGUUUCUGUUUUUGGAAAGAAAUUGGGCAAAGGAUGAAAGCACAAUAAAGUCAGGUCUUCAACGCUUGAAAGACUUCCCUCAGCCUUUCUGGCUAGCCCUUUUUGUGGAGGGAACCCGCUUUACAGAGACAAAACUUAAAGCAGCACAAGAAUACGCAGCGUCCUCUGAGUUGCCUAUCCCUCGUAAUGUCUUGAUUCCUCGUACCAAAGGUUUUGUGUCAACUGUAAGUAAUAUGCGUUCAUUUGUCCCAGCCAUUUAUGAUAUGACCGUGGCUAUUCCAAAAACUUCUCCACCCCCAACAAUGCUAAGACUAUUCAGAGGACAGCCUUCCGUGGUGCAUGUUCACAUAAAGUGUCACUCGAUGAAAGACUUGCCUGAAUCAGAUGACGAGGCAAUUGCACAGUGGUGCAUAAAUCAGUUUGUGGCUAAGGAUGCACUGUUAGACAAACACAUAGCGGCAGACACUUUCCCUGGUCAGCAGGAGCAGAACAUUGGCCGUCCCAUAAAGUCUCUUGCAGUGGUUUUAUCAUGGGCCUGCCUACUAACUCUAGGAGCAAUUAAAUUCUUACACUGGUCAGAUCUCUUUUCCUCAUGGAAAGGCAUGGCGUUGUCGGCACUUGGUCUAGGUGUCAUCACUCUCUGUAUGCAGAUCCUGAUCCGUUCCUCUCAGUCAGAGCGUUGGACCCCAGCCAAGACAAAUGACCAUCACCACGCAGGAUCAUUCUCCCAAACAGAUGUGGAGAAGGACAAGUAAAAAAAGAUGAUUCUAACAGAUCAAACGACAUACACAACAAGAAGCUUGUCAGUUUUGUUAUAAGUAACCAAAAAAAAAAUAUCAAAGUGAAAUCCUUUAAUAUCAUCGAUUUUUGUCCAGUUAUCAGUACUAUCUACACUUCUGUAGACCUUAGGAUUUUCUGUUUGUUCUUAAGUUCAUAGUCCUUGUAUAACUGGAUAGUUUCUAUUAUUAGAUUUGAAUUUGGGAUUGAUCUUUAGACUUGCUUUAUCGAAAACAGCUUAUUUUUGCAGCUUAUGCAAGUCAUAUUACUGAUAAGUUGAGGAAGAUUACGGUAGCAGAUAUUAUAAAGAGUUUGGAAGUGUCUGUAAUACCAUUCGCAGUUCAUAUGGGUGAAAGUUACAUAUGGAAGUGUCUGUAAUACCAUUCGCAGUUCGUAUUCACAAGCUUAAAAAUCUCUAUAAGCCUGAUCAUUAUCCGAAGCACACUGAUAUAACUGAAGCAGACUUGCCAGACACAAUGACGGUUAUGUUUUUGAGGAAGUUGGAAGAUGCUAAGCAUGCUAUAGACACUCACAUGAAAAUGCUCUGUAGAAUCAAAGGGAUAAAGGUUGACAAAGAGACCGGUCCAAAAUCUGGAAAUGAAACAGAUAAUUAUGAUGAGGCCGAGGGUAUAGAGGCUGAUCAUCUUGAUGCAGAUGCACAGAAACGUAAGAAGCAAGAAACAGAAGAGCAGGUUAUGAGGAAAUUUGUGACGUUGAGAAGGACGAACCAUCGUUCACUAGUGGAGUAGAUAACCUUGAGAUGGAUAAUGAGGAUGAGAGCACAGAAGGUUGGUUUAUACACUUUCUUAAAGCUGUUGCCCUUAUGACUCUAAUGUGUGGUAAGCUUCUAAAGGUUGGUUUAUACAUUUUCUUACACUCAGGUUGCUCACAGUGCCGUGCCUAGACUAUAUGGAGCCUUAGGCAAUUCUAAAAAUUGGGGCCGAAAUAAAAUUUACUUUUUUUCUAAUUGUUGAGUUAGUAAAAAAUAAUAUGAAAAUAGUUAAUGAAAGUAUUUAUUAAGAUUGUUUACAUGUAUGCAAAGAAUGAUGACCCAGAAAAUCACACCCAUGAUAAUUAAAAAAGAAGAAGUUAAAACUGUAAUUGCAAAGUUAUAAAAGUAUCCAAUAUCAUAAUACCAAAUGAAUAAGAAGAAUAUAUGAAAGAACUAUGAAGAAAAAUAAAACAUAUACAGAAAA